This is a messenger RNA of Bactrocera oleae (olive fruit fly), 5840 nucleotides long. RefSeq lists its product as uncharacterized. Gene Ontology annotation, biological process: proteolysis. Gene Ontology annotation, molecular function: metallocarboxypeptidase activity; zinc ion binding. Lineage: Eukaryota; Metazoa; Arthropoda; Insecta; Diptera; Tephritidae. The record is from RefSeq and is a predicted model, not a curated record.
UUUCACUUUAGCGCUGCGCGCUUGCGUUAUUCGCAUGUGAAACGGUGAAGCGAAAGGUGGUCCAGUUGAAAAGUUAGCAAUUUUUUUUUGAACAAAUUAAAAGAGCUUAAGUGCAUAAAAUUUUCUUUCAACGCAAAAAUUGGCUUGUGAAACGAUGUGGCGCAAGAGCUGGUGCCAAAAGUGAUUAUCCUUGCUGCAUGCAAGAAAGUAGCAGUGAAAGCAGUGAAAAAAUAAAUAAUUAAAAAUUAUUAUCAUUUGGAAUUUCAGCAAAAGCUAGUGAGAGAAAACAAAAAAACUGUGAAAAAAUGUUGUGCUUUUUCGUGGUUACAAAGUUACUCAUGCUCAAACUGCUCCUUGCCAGCAUAUCCGGUUUACGCGCUUACGAUUUCGGCUAUCAUCCGAGCGCCGAGGAAUUCGAUAAUUUUGUGCGCGAAACGAAACGCACUUGGACGCGUGAUAUGCUCGCCAACGAACACCGACGCGCGUGGACCGCGAAGCCGCCUUACCGCGAUGUAAUCGGCAGCUUCGUGCCAAAGUAUAAACGCAAUGAAGAACGUUUAAAUGUUGCGACGAAAUAUGACGCUUCGUGGUCAGGACAUAUGCAGCGUGUCGGGCGACCACUAAAGCAUUGGCAUGAAUCACCAAGCGUCGUGACGGCAGCGCAUGUGCUGAACGGCCAGACUGUAGGCUCGACUUUUGAUUUCAAUAUGUUCGAUGGUCAAUCGGGUUCAAAUGAAAUAAAUACGUUUGAUUUGCCAAGUGUGUCGACGUCCACAAGCGCAACUCAACACAAUGCGCAUAUUUCUUCCACAACGCAACCACAAUUGCCUGUGCAUAAUCUCAAAAUGCCGCCAAUCAAGCAUAUUUUGGGUAGUGUCAGCGAAAUUGCAUCGUCCAGUGAAACGCUGAAACCGACGCAACAUAACACGAAUCAAAGCUUCGCAAAUAUCACAAGGAACCACAACACCAAACAGUUUCCAUUAUAUUUUACCAAUCCCACCACCGGCAUCAUAUAUGCGAUUACAGAGGUAGGACACAUGCCGGAUGCCAUAAGCACAUUACCGACCUCCAACAACAGCAUACCGAUUUAUAUCUCGAAGGAACAAUACGAACGCGACUUGUAUCUACAACGCAAAUAUUACGAAAGUAAUUGUAAAGCCCCUGCUGCUGCAGACAAAAUUUCGUUCAAUCCGAGCGUGGCCACAACCAUCAUCUCGGCGACCUCAGCAGGUUCGAAUAGCAGUAUGCACCCACAAAUUAUACGCCUGCAAAGACCUUUAAGCACGCCUAUAUCCAAAAUCCCUACCUCCAAGUUGCCUACACACCUACACAAACCACCACCGGUUAUGGUGCAAACAGAGUUGACGAUCAGUGAUCAAAUGCAGUUACCAACACGGAAACAUAAGACUAAGCUCAAGCGCAAGAAUAAGAAGAAACCGAAUAGACCAGGGCGUAAGCCUAAUACACAUUUACCGGGUCUCAAACAGAGUGAGCUGCCGCUAAUCAUCAAAGGCGUGCGCGCAUCAACAUCGAAACCCCAAACAAGCACUGAGAAACAACUUGUCGCCACACAGCUGGAAAAGCCGAACUUUUCAAAUGGUAUAUUUAGCAAGAGCGUCACAUCGCAGGAGCAUCGUUUACACAAACGUUCCGUUACAAAUAUACGCGCCUAUGUAAAUGAACCGCGAAUUAUGGCAAUGACAGAUCAACAACUCAUUAGUCAGGCUGCUUUGACCCCGACUAAAGAGAGAAACAACGUCCAAACGAUAAAUAAACCAACGAAGACAGCGAUAAAAAGACGACCCAGAAUUAAGAAACGUCGUGCAAAAGUGGGGAAUCACACUGAAAUACAAAAACUAAGCAAUAGCGCAUACAAUCGUACCAAUUGGGGGCUGCCAAAACAACCUGCCCGAAGAGGCAAUUCAACUAAGUUAAAAUCUAAGCAAACAACUAAUAUUACAAAUCAAACACUCAGCCACAAUGCUACAACAGAAUUACCAACAUUAACACUGACCACAACUACACAUAGUAAAGCUAGGAAGAAGAAAACCAAACAUAGAAGAAAGAAAAAGAAGGAUAGAAUGGAAAAAAGAGGUGAAUUCGAUCUCUUCGACUUUGACCCCGACGAAGAUGAUGAUGAGGACGAUGAAGAAGAUGAUGAUGCUGGAAAAAUAUCUCAUCGUAACGACGACGAGGACGAUAGUGAAGAUGACUCGUAUGAGGAGGAUGAAGAAUCUUACUACGACUAUGCGCAAACUAAUAAGAAACGAAAACGCGGCAAUCAUAAACAACAACAUAAAGAAGACAGCAAUUCUGCCAGUUUGGAGCUGACCGAAGACUACACAGAAGAAACAGCAGAGCAGACAACAGAUGUAAACAAAAACUCUAUUGUAAUUGAUGAUGGCAGUUCAGCGGAGCCCAACGCCGAUUUUGGUGCAAUGAGUUCAGAGGAAACUGUUAUGUACAGUUCGUCCACAACAACUACAAUGAAACCAGUUUCGCAUACUAAGUCCGUUACCAAGAAACGCAUACGCAGACGUCCAUCGUAUAGUGAUGCAUCAACAUCCUACGAGGAUUACGAGGAUGAUGACGAGGCUGGCGUUGGUGGUGGUAUUGGCGGUUUUUUUCGUAUGAUCUUCUAUCCAGUGCAAGUAUUUAUGAACGGUGUUGCCGAUAAUUUCGGCAGUAAAGAGUCUGAAGAGGAACAAUACUUAUAUCCGACUUAUACCACUUAUCACAAUGGUAUACAGCGGAUUGAGAGUGAUGAGGAAGAAGAGGAGGAACAUACAAACUCCUUGACCAGUUGGUUAAGUUCAUGGUUCAGUUUCAACAGACGUAGGAAGAAUAUUGGUAGCACAACACCACUACCACCACCACCACCGCCGACACCUAGUGAGCCACCCAGUUGGUUUGAGUCGUGGUUCAAUUUCGGCAGCAAACCAAAGCCUGAGGAGACAGGUGAAAAUGAUGACAAAUGGUUCUUCGGUUGGUUUGAUACGAGACCCAAGCGUCGACGCAAGAUGACUACCACAACUACGACCACAGUACGCACACCCGAUGCACAAGUGCCGAUUUUGACGAUCGUCGAUCCGCUGAAAAAUCCACAAAAUUGGAUUGGCAUUUUAGCACAUCACAUCAUAAAUUCCACCGCAACGGCAGUUACACAAAAUCCGAUUAUGAAUGCGAUCACUCAAGCCACUGUUAAUCCAGAUGUGCCGCGCAUGAUAGAUUAUGAUCGAUAUCAAAUAUGGCGCUUGAAGCCGUUGGACGAUACACAAGUGCAUGUGUUGGAAGAGUACAAGCAAAGUGAAGACGGUAUAAAACUGCAGUGGUUGAAGGGCCCCAGCUUGCGCGGUCUAACAGACGUACUGGUGCCACCGAAACAAUUGAUCGACUUCGAGGCUAGUCUCAGUUUCGAAUCGAUCGCGCAUGAAGUGCUUAUUUACGAUGUCGGCAAGGCGAUCGUUUAUGAGCAAGCGCAAGAGCAGUUUCACUUCAAUGCCGCUAUGCGCCCGUUUAAAAACAAUAAGAAUCAACAGAAGCAGCAAGCAAUGACUAUGUCAUGGCAUAAAUACUAUGAAUACGAUGAUAUUAUCACACAUUUGGAAAUAUUACGCAUGCGCCAUCCACAACUAGUCGAGUUAAUACAUAUUGGGCGCUCAUAUGAGGGACGACCGUUGGUCAUAGUGAAGAUCGAGUCCAAAGAGCAUGCCGCUAGUGUAGCUAGUCAAACGGAAGUGGCACACAAAAAGUUAAAGAGUAAGAAACAACCAAAAGAGGCGAACUCAGUGUUCAUUGAGUCGGGCACACAUGGCCUAGAAUGGAUCGGACCGGCCACAUCGCUCUGGAUGAUCAGUGAACUAUUGCGAUUGAUCAAGAGUAACAAGACAACCGUUGAUAACGAGUACAUAAAAAAUACCACCUGGUACUUUAUGCCCAUACUCAAUCCUGAUGGUUAUGUGUAUAGUCAUAAAUAUGAUCGCUUCUGGCGGAAAACUCGUUCUCGACAUAUCUCACGUCGUAAUGGUAUCAUCGACUCAGCAAUGACUUGGCUGCAGCAAAAGAAGGUAGCAACACGGGUUUGCUAUGGUGUGGACUUGGAUCGUAAUUGGCACUACCAGUGGGGUAAGCGGGGUAGCUCAAAAUCAGCAUGUAAUGAAUUGUAUGCUGGGCCAGGACCCUUCUCCGAGCCCGAAUCGAAAGCGCUAUCGGAUUUUCUAAUAGAUUAUCGUAAACAAAUUAAGAUGUACAUUUCAUUACAAGCCUAUGGUCAGAUUAUUUCAUAUCCAAUGAAAGCGAACACUUCAUUUAACGCCGAACGCAUCGAUGACUUUCUCGAUGUGGCUAUGGUGGGAACGGAUGGAUUGCGUAAGCAAGGCAGCAAAUCACGCUACAAGAUUGACUCGACAAGUGAUCUGGUAGAAAAUCGCUCAGGUUGCUCUGACGCAUUCGCGGCUUAUGAAGUUGGUAUACCCUUCAGCUUCACGAUACAGUUAGCUGACAAUGGUGUGCAUGGCUAUCUGCUGCCCAGCGCCUCCAUAGAGCCAACCGCACGUGAUGCCUUCGAAAUAAUUACAGCGAUGAUUGAUUACAUUUGAUGGCGGUCCGGACUCAUGAACUAACUAUAUAGCUUGUAACUGUGUAUAUUUGUCUAAUUUGUAAAUAUUUAUGUGUAUUUAUUGAAUAGUAAUUUUGCUGUGUACUCUUAAUGAGAGAAAGUAUGCGACUUUAGUAGAACUAAAUAUUGUUUUAUAAGUUUUAACACAAAAUCGGCCUAAGUCUAUUUACAUUUAAACAAUAUGGACUUUAUGUACUGGAACCACGAUUCUUCUACGAUAUGCGAUAAAAUGACGAAAUAAUACUCUAUGAAUCUAAUUCUUUAGAUUCAGGCGACAGAAGCUUGAGAAUACAGAUUUAAUAAUGAAACAACGGCUAAUCGUGUAGCGCAGAUCUUCAAAAAAAAUUCGAAAACUUAAAAUAUGUAAGAUAAACUGUUCUCAAAUCACAUGACUGGAUGAUAUCGUAGAGUCAUGCAUGCGACCACAUAAUUUGUAAGCGAUAUUCAAACGCAAACAUUUACAUUUAUAUUCUAGAAUCAAAUUUUCCACAAUCCGACUCCCGGCUUCAGUUUUCCAUCGUUACCAAUACUCAUAUAAAGUAGAAAAUAUGUAAACCAGCAGGAUCUCUAACAGCAAUCGGCGGUUUUUAUUAGUCCACCCUAACUCUGAAGGUAACUGUUUUUCUGUUAUGCAGGUUAGGGUUAUAGUAAGUUUUGUGGUUGAAUACAGGUCAGCAGAUCACAUUUAGGCAAAUAAAGCGUAUAUUUUAUUUCAAAAACUCCUGAAAAUUACCUAACACAAUUGAUUUCGGAAACAGAUGGCUAAGCCCAUAAUGUAAAACACAAGGUGUUCUAACCUUGACCUCACAAUCUCGGAACAGUAGAAGCGCUGAGAUUCGAAGUCUUCUGGAUAACUUAUUAGGUAUCAGACCGGGCCAGAAGGCGAUUGUCUCACCUUUUCUAAACUCACAUGCGAACGGAAUUUUGACAAAACAACUGCAAGAGAACCACGGAACUUCAACGCACUACCAGUCUGCUAAGACAUUCCGCUAUGAUCAAGCAUCCAGAGGAACGGUCGGAGAGCUCCAAACAAGCAUAUGUGUCCGGAUAUUGGAGGACUUGAGUUAUGUGCGAUUUUUAAUGCUCUAUCUAGGUAAAGCUUUCUAUACAAAUGCAAUGUUGCUUGAGAUCGUAUAAUGUUCAUUUGCCUCGGAUUUUUUUUUAUUAAUCUCUUUGAUCAUGUUUUUUAUAUUAUAUUUAAAUCCUCCUAAGCCAGUCUUAC